Drosophila persimilis is the source of this 3586-nucleotide messenger RNA. Its product is annotated as ras-GEF domain-containing family member 1B-B. Gene Ontology annotation, biological process: Ras protein signal transduction; positive regulation of GTPase activity. Gene Ontology annotation, cellular component: plasma membrane. Gene Ontology annotation, molecular function: guanyl-nucleotide exchange factor activity. The record is from RefSeq and is a predicted model, not a curated record. Lineage: Eukaryota; Metazoa; Arthropoda; Insecta; Diptera; Drosophilidae. The transcript is spliced from 5 exons. Bases 904 to 2964 code for a protein of 686 amino acids.
AUUAAGCGCAAAUGCAAUAAAAAGCGAAAGGCAACAACAAAACCACGCAAUAUGCCGCCGCAGCAACGAUUUGUAUAAAUUAUUGAAAAGUGAACGGUGACCAGCGUUAUUACAAGACAAGACGAAGACUCUUUGUGUUCGAUGUUGUUUUAUAUAUUUUUUUUUGUGUAAAGAAAAUUCUGCGUAGCAAACAAACCGGUCGGCGCUCUUAUACAUAUUAUACACACAAACACAAACAAAAACCCGUAUAUGCACGGGGAAAAAGUGCUUGCAAAGUCGUGGAAAUGCAUUUCGUGUGACACAAACAGCAUUGAGACAUUGAAUUUAUUUAAAUAUAGUAUUUGCUUGCCAUAUCCAUAAUUUUUUUGUGCCAAGCAGAAGGCGACGCAAAAGGCGGCCAUAUGCGACUGCUGCCUCUGCCGACACUUCUGCUGCGGGGAUGAAGGUGCAAAGGUGGGGUGCUCUGAAAGCUAAAACUGAAAUGUUUGCCGUUCGCGUAUUGUAAAUUGCUUUUGCAAACACACACACACACACACGCCGAUACAGGAACACACAACUCAACUCCCUCUGCCUCUUUAGCUGGAAUCGUGUGUUCCACUUUUGAUAUCCAGAGCAGUGAGCAGUGAGCAGCGACGCCAGCGUACGACGCACUGUCCUGAUUUCGUCUGCCACCAGGAGGCAAGUGCAACCAGGACAAACUUCUUUCGUUCGUUCGGGCGGGGCGUGUGCUCUGUGGCCGUGUGCGUGCGGUGUGCGGUGUGCGGCGUGGAUGGUCCAAGAGAUUCUGGGCCAGGAUAAUUGCGAAAUGCACGGGAGCUGCUCCAGCAGCAGCUCUCCCUUUGGCUCCCCAAUGCGUGAGACUUAGAUGCUCCAGCGGAGGGACCAGGAUUGGGAAGAGUCCAGAUGUCGUCGAGCAACGGCGGCAUUAACAGUGCCACGAACGGCCGCAGUGGCAGCACCGGCAGUGCCAACAUCAGCCUCAAUAUCAAGGGCACUGCGGCUGGAGGAGCGGCUGCAGCGUCAACAAGUGCCACAACCACGUCAAUUACACACAAAACACUGCCGGACCUGAAGACGCAGCGAAGCAACAGCGUCUGCCACAGCCAGGAGACCUACUCCGGCAACAGGAGAGUCGCCCCCACGGAGAAGCCGCCAGAAAAGCCGCUCAGCUAUGCCCCAGCCCAGAGUAGGGCCACGGGAAAGGAACCCAAGGAUGGUCACUUGGUGUACUGUGAGGGCAAGCUGCACUCGGGCCCGCUGAAGUCGCUCAUCACCCACAUGGUGCCCACCCACGAGUACUAUCCGGACGAGAGCUUCGUGUUUGCCUUCCUGCUGAGUGCCAGGCUCUUUGUGCGGCCGCACGAGCUGUUGGCGCAGAUUUCGACAACCUGGGAGCAGCAGCAGGGAGCAGGUGGCGGCUGCGAUGUGGUCGACGAUGCCGGACAGGUGCUGAACCUCAGCAUAAACUCCGCCUCGCCCCUGACCCAGCGAAAGGGAGCAGCAGCGGCGGCGGCAAUAGCGACGGCGACGAGUUCGGAGCUGGAGCCAAAGCCGCAGCAGCGGACGAGUACGCAGCGAUCGGCCCAGCACUGCAUACGGCUGCUCUCGGAGUGGAUCGAGAUCUUCCCGUACGACUUCAGAGAUGAGCGCCUCAUGCAGCAGGUGCGCAUCCUGGCCAGGAAGUGCGUCUACAUCGACAACUCGCUGGGCAAACAGGUCUCUCGCAUUCUACAGCUGCUCGUGUCCCGUCUGACGGCCCUGGAGCAGUACGAGGAGUUCCUGCUAACGCUCACCACGGAGGCCAGCGAGCGAGAGGUGGUGGCGGUGGCUUCUGGCCAAAGUCAACACCACCAUAAUCAUCAUCAUCAUCAUUUGCAUAAUCCCUUUCAAACUUUUCUGGGCAGCUCGCACUCGCAUGCCAAUGGCGUGGGUGGUGGGGGCUCGGCCAGCGGCACCUCCAACUCCUCCUCCAGCGGCAACACCUCCUCCUCCACCUCCAACUCAAACUCGACCACCCCUCAGCCAGACGAAGUCUUUGGCAUCAUGGACAUGUGUCCGAGCUGCGCCCACUUGGCCCACCAAUUGACGGCCAUCGAACUAGAGCGCCUGUCGCAUAUUGGUCCCGAGGAGUUUGUCCAGGCGUUUGCCAAGGAUUACCCCCAGCAGCAGGCCAAGGAUGGCGCAGGCGGAGGCGGUGCCGGCAAGGGUUCGUUGAACGAUAUGAAAAAGACGCGCAACCUGGAGUCGUAUGUGCAGUGGUUCAAUCGCCUCAGCUACUUGACAGCCAGCGAGAUUGUCAAGUAUCCGAAGAAGAAGCAGCGUGUUCGCAUCAUCGAGUACUGGAUUGAGACGGCCCGUGAGUGCUUCAACAUUGGCAACUUCAACAGUCUGAUGGCCAUAAUAGCAGGUCUAAAUCUGGCGCCCAUAGGCAGACUCAAGAAGACAUGGUCAAAGGUGCAAUCGGCCAAAUUCUCAGUGCUGGAACAUCAAAUGGAUCCAACAUCAAACUUCAAUAGCUAUCGCUCGACGCUCAAAGCUGCUAUGUGGCGCUCCGAGGGUGCCACAGAGGAACGCGAACGCAUAAUCAUUCCAUUCUUUAGUUUAUUUGUUAAGGACUUGUACUUUCUAAACGAGGGCUGCUCGAAUCGGCUGCCAAACAAUCAUAUCAACUUUGAAAAGUGCUCCCAGCUGGCCAAACAAGUGACGGAGUUCAACGAGUGGAAGAAGGUGACCUGUCCCUUCGAGAAGCUGCCGAACGUCAUUGCCUAUCUGCAGCACAGCGCAGUGCUCAACGAGAACACCCUCUCGAUGGCCUCCUUCGAGUGUGAGCCCCCCGAGAACACAGAGGAGAAGGAUCGCUACAAAACGGUGAAAGCCGAGACGAAACAACAACUGCUGCAGCAGUUGCAGGAGCAGCAGCACCAGCAGCAUCAGCUGCACCAGCACCACCACCAGUCGCAGUAGCCACUAUGCAGAGGGGUAGAUUAAGCUACGCUUAAGCGCUUGCCAUGAUUAUAUUUUUUUUCUACUAGAUCCGUAAGAUUGGGGAUAAUUCGUUAGCCUAAGUUGAAUGCGAUCGAUGGAGUUAGACAAACAGGACAGGACUAAGACCCGCCCGAACCAGCCGCAAGCCCUGCUUAGCCCCUCUUUGAGAAAGUAAAGCUUCUGAAGCUAUAUAUUAACCGUUGUCUUGUCAAUCCUCUCAUAAUUGUAUCGCCUCACAAAAUGAAUUUUCAACCACUUUGAUGCCCCCCGAUGUCCCCUCAAUCGAAUGAACGAACGAACGCAAAGCAUCUCCGCAAUGUUGCCAGUAAUUUAAAUUAUUUAACUACUAAGCGAAUAUUAGUAAAGGCGAAUCGAAUCGAAGCGAGAAGAACAGAAGAGAACGUAUGUACUUAAAGCAUUUUAUUGCUAACGAACAGCUAAUGCAACUAAUUUAGUUUCUUAAGAAGUAAUUUUUUUAUUACACAAAACAUUUUUGAUGUCAUUAUUUAUGUUCAAAACCAUCUGACAAAGUGCCCGUGGGCGCGAUAUUCGUAAGUGAACAGUAUUUAUAUUUAUAUAUAUACACAAUUUUAUAGCUAAA